Messenger RNA from Symbiodinium natans, 2751 nucleotides. NCBI's taxonomy places the organism in Eukaryota, Dinophyceae, Suessiales, Symbiodiniaceae. The record is from the annotation of a GenBank genome assembly.
AUGGCAGCAUGCGAGGCAGAGCCCAUGCGCGAUGGCCGCAUCGUGGAUGGCAAGAUCGAUCUGUCCACGGGCCUGUGGGACACAAGCUUGGAAAUGCCUCCUCGCCAGGAUGCCUCGGACGUGGAUGCCCGCGAUGCGAACACCCCCGACAAGUGGAUCAAGCGGCACCCGGCAAUGCUUCGCAACACGGGGAUGCACCCCUUCAAUUCGGAGCCGCCCCUGAAGCAGCUCCAGGAAGCUGGUUGGAUCACCCCGCCCUCGCUCUACGUUGUCCGCAACCAUGGUGCCGUGCCGCAGCUCACAUGGGCCGAGCACAAGCUGAAGAUCACGGGAGUUCCGAAGCCGUGCGAGCUGAGCAUGGAUCAGCUGGCCUCUGGGGAGUGGGGCAACGUGGUGUCAAUCCCCGUGACCUUCAUUUGCGCAGGCAACCGUCGCAAGGAGCAGAACAUGACCAAGAAAACUGUUGGCUUCGACUGGGGUGCCGGUGCUGUGGGCAACUCCGUGUGGACAGGCGUGCGACUGUGUGAUCUUCUGAGGCACCUGGGCAUCACAAGGCCCUCCAAAGAGCAGCGUUUUGUGCACUUCGAGGGUCCCCUGGGCGAGCUGCCGCAGGGUAAGACGGGCUCCUAUGGCACCUCCAUUGACAUCGGUUGGGCCUUAGACCGCGAGCGUGACGUGCUCCUCGCCUUCAAGCAGAACGGCGAGCUCCUCACCCCGGACCAUGGGGCUCCCCUCCGCACGCUACUCCCAGGGUGCAUCGGCGGGCGAAUGAUCAAGUGGCUCACCGCCAUGUGGGUGUCUGACCAGCCGUCUGAGAACCACUACCACUACUUUGACAAUCGCGUGCUGCCGCCCCACGUGGACGCUGACUUGGCCUAUGCGGAAGGCUGGUGGUACAAGCCUGAGUACAUCAUCAACCACAUGAACAUCAACUCUGCCAUGUUCGAGCCGCGCCACAACUCCUACGUGCACAUGGCCCAGACGGACAGGCCAGCCACCAUCAAGGUUUGUGGAUACGCUUAUACGGGCGGCGGUAACAAGAUCAUCCGUGCGGAGAUCUCCCUGGAUUCCGGGAAGUCGUGGGAGAUCACGGACCUGACCCGUCCAGAGGACGACAUCGCUGCGGCACGUGGGACGGACAAGCACUGGUGCUGGUCCUGGUGGGAGACAGAAGUGGACCUGGGGCGCCUGGGGCAAGCUGAAGAAAUCUGCUGCCGCGCCUUUGACUCGAACCAAAACAGUCAGCCGGUCCAGUUGACAUGGACUGUCAUGGGCAUGCUGAACAACCCCAUCUACAGGAUCAAGAUCCACCGCGAGGCGGAUGCAGAGGGCCGGGACAUGAUCUGGUUCGAGCACCCGACUCAAGGUUCCAUGCCCGGAGGCUGGAUGACAGAUGCUGCCGGCAAGUUCGACGGGGCCUUCGCGGCCCCAGCGACGCCCGGCAAGAACGGCGUCCCUCCCCAUCGGCCAGUCGCAGCUGUGUGGAAGGGUGCCCGCGAGGAGGCCGUGGGUACCGGGGGCGCCAAGAAGAGCGAGAGCGCUGCAGCGCCCGCUGAGGCCGGGAAGUUCGUGAAGUCCACCGCGGAGUGGUUGACCCAGGGCAUCUCCAUGGACGAGGUGAAGAAGCACAAUGAUGAGCAUUCCUGCUGGUUUGUGGUCAAGGGCAAGGUCUACGACGGCACGUCCUACUUGGAGGACCACCCCGGUGGUGCUUCCUCCAUGCUUCUGGCUGCAGGCAUGGAAGCCACGGAGGAUUUCGAGGCAGUACACUCAUCCCGCGCCUGGGACAUGCUGAAGGACUACUACAUGGGGCCCUUGAGGGAGGAGAGUACCAGCAGUGGCCUGGGCAGCAUGGUGGCCAGCAUCCCUGGUGCAGUGUACGGCUUUGGGCAGACGGUCUUCAGCUCCUGCGCGCUGCGCUCCACCCUUGGGGCCAUCCAGAAUGCUAUCGUCCCACAGGUCUUCCUGAACCCAAAGGAGUCGCAGCACCUUGUGCUCAGUGAGAAGAUCGUGGUUUCCCACGACACACGCAUCUUCCGCUUCGCCCUGCCAUCUCCCUCCAUGCGCCUCGGCCUCCCAACGGGCAUGCACAUGAUCCUCAAGGCGAAGGUGAAUGGCAAGCCUGUGAUGAGGGCCUACACACCCAUGACGGAUGACAGCACUGUGGGCCAUGUGGAUCUGCUGGUGAAAGUCUACUUCAAGGGUGUGCACCCGAAGUUCCCGGAGGGCGGCAUGAUGUCGCAGCACCUGGACUCUAUGAAGAUUGGCGACGCCAUCGAGGUGAAGGGUCCUGUUGGCGAGUUUGUCUACCAAGGUCAUGGCAGCUUCACGUGGCACGGCAAGCCGCGUUGGUGCAAGCAGAUCUCCAUGAUUGCGGGUGGCACAGGCCUCACUCCUUGCUACCAGGUCCUAGCUGCCAUCCUGCGCGACCCCACUGACACGACCCAGGUCCGGCUCCUCUGCGCCAACAAGUCGCCCCAAGACAUCCUUGCCCGUGAAACCCUGGAGAAGCUCGCCGCUGAGAACCCAGACCGGUUCACGCUGAGCUUCACCGUAGAUGACAUCGGUGAGGAGACGACGUGGAAGGGGCAUGUGGGUUUUGUCACCCCGACCAUGACAAAGGCGACGCUCUUCAAGGCAGAGGAAGGCACGAUCUGUGCCAUGUGUGGCCCGCCCGUGAUGUUGGAGAAGGCCUGCCACCCGGCACUCAAGGAGCUGGGCUACCGCACAACCGACAUUUUCGAGUUCUAA